AUGCUGGAAGCACGGAUCAAGCGACAAGCAGCGAGAACGCCAGAAUACCAAGCCCAAGUCGCCAAGGCGGAAGGUAAUCUUCAGUUGAUCAACAUGAUUCUAAUGAGCUUCUCGGCUGAGCAAAACGCCUGUGUUGAUCAGCGGGAAGAGAUCAGCCAGAUCUUCGAUCUUUCCACUCGUUAUCGAGAGCAGGGCACUGCUGAAUUCAGUCGUUGUUCUAGACCAUGGAAAUCAGGUUGCUGA
This is a messenger RNA of Colletotrichum abscissum, 243 nucleotides long. RefSeq lists its product as uncharacterized. The transcript is spliced from 2 exons. The record is from RefSeq and is a predicted model, not a curated record. The coding region runs from base 1 to 243 and encodes 80 amino acids. NCBI's taxonomy places the organism in Eukaryota, Fungi, Ascomycota, Sordariomycetes, Glomerellales, Glomerellaceae.